AUGCGCGCAUCAUUCCUCACCCUCGCGGCCUUUCCCCUCUCCAUCCUCGCCAACAUCCUCCCCUUCACCCCGCCGCAUCUCCUCCCCCGAGUGGCCGCCGCCGCCUCGAAAGCUGACGAUGAACCCACCACCUUCAACGGCAAGACAGUCCCGCCCAUACCCAAACUCGGCGGCGACGACAUCGGCAGCACCAUCGCGCGAGGCUAUUGGCUGGUGGAGUACUUCAGCCCUUACUGCAGCCACUGUCAAGCCUUCGCUCCUACAUACCACACGGCGUACGAGUAUUAUUACACCCAGGAGCCCAUACCGCAGGCACCAGGAGCGGAUAGCGAUGCGCAGGAUCUGAAUAGCUUCUCGAGAUACUAUGACUUCCACUUCGCCGUGGUGGACUGCGUUACGAAUGGAGAUGCUUGCGCGAGCAGGAAGAUUGGGAGCUUUCCGACCAUGGUGCUGUACCAUGAUGGAGAGGUUGUGAAGAGCGUCACAGGGGCAAAAGAUCUGAAGUACGUUUCGAAGUGGGUGGAGGAGACACUGGAGACCAUCCGGCCAGGCUCGAGACCACAGGGCGGACCUACGCUUCCUGAGGUUGGCGCGGACCAUGCAGACCCCGUGGUGGUGAAUGUUCCCACGAACACGAAUGCACCCGCAGCCGCAACAGGAGUGAGCGAUGACACACGAUCCGUCCUUCCAGCUACACGUCUUUCGACCGGCUCGUCGGGUCCUCCGAACGUUAACGGUAAGAGUGUAGCGUUGACUGCGGAGAACUUCCAGCGCAUGGUCACGAUGACCCACGAUCCCUGGUUCAUUAAGUUCUACGCUCCGUGGUGUGGGCACUGCAAAGCCAUGGCGCCUAACUGGCAAGGCAUGGCGAGGCAGAUGAAAGACAAGCUGAACAUUGGCGAAGUGAACUGCGACGUCGAGAAGCGUUUGUGCAAGGACGUCAAAGUGCGCUCAUACCCAACAAUGCUCUUCUUCCGCGGAGGCGAAAGAAUAGAGUAUGAUGGUCUUCGCGGUUUGGGCGAUCUGAUCGACUACGCGAACAAGGCUGUUGCGGUCGGCGAGGGCGUGUUGGACGUGAACGCAGCCCAAUUCGAAGAACUGGAGGAGAAGGAGGAAGUCAUCUUUCUCUAUUUCUACGACCACGCCACCACCGCUGAAGACUUCGCCGCUCUUGAACGCCUAGUGAUGAGCUUGAUCGGGCACGCCAAGCUCGUCAAAACCAACGACCCUCUCCUCUGCGAGCGCUUCAAGAUCUCCACCUGGCCCCGCCUCCUCGUCUCCCGCGACGGCAAGCCGACCUACUACACCGGCCUCUCACCCCGCGACAUGCGCGACUACCGCCGCGUGCUCAACUGGAUGCAAUCCGUCUGGCUCCCCAUUGUCCCCGAGCUCACCGCUGCUAACGCCCGCGAAAUCAUGCACGGCCGUCUCGUCGUCCUCGGCAUCCUUUCCCGCGACCGCCCGGAAGAAUUCGUCGUCGCCAAGCGCGAGAUCAAAAACGCCGCGCUCGAAUGGAUCGACAAGCAAACGCAAGCUUUCCAACUCGAGCGCCAGGAGCUGCGAGACGCGAAACAACUCCGCAUCGAAGAAGCUGAAGACCGCAACGACCAGAAAGCGCUCCGGCAAGCGAAAGGCAUCAGGAUAAACAUGGACGACAUCCAGCGCAAAGAAGUCGGCUUCGCGUGGGUGGAUGGCGUGUUCUGGGAACGUUGGAUCCGCACCACCUUUGGAAUCUCGAUCAAGGACGGGGAGAAAGUCGUCGUCAAUGAUGAAGACAAUAAGCGCUAUUGGGACAACACGAUGACCGGCAACGCUAUGGUUCCGUCUCGAACGUCGAUUCUAGAGACCUUGCCGCGUAUUGUUGCGAACCCGCCGAAGAUUGCGCCGAAGAGUACGACGACUGCGCUCGGGCAUGUGUGGUGGAUUCUAAGGGGACAGUUGAUGGACCACCCGCUUAUCAGUGGGAUUGUCGGGUUGGUGAUGUUCAUUGCGCUGGCGCUUUGGGGACGGAAGGCUGUCGGGAGAGCUGGUGAGAGGGGGCAGGGCUACUUUAGGGUCGGGGAGAAGGGGCCGAUGGAUGGGCUGUUGGGGGGAAAUGUCGGCGGGCAGGGGAAGAAGGAUUGA
Messenger RNA from Saxophila tyrrhenica, 2124 nucleotides. RefSeq lists its product as uncharacterized. The coding region runs from base 1 to 2124 and encodes 707 amino acids. Gene Ontology annotation, cellular component: endoplasmic reticulum. Gene Ontology annotation, biological process: peptidyl-cysteine oxidation. The record is from RefSeq and is a predicted model, not a curated record. Gene Ontology annotation, molecular function: protein disulfide isomerase activity. NCBI's taxonomy places the organism in Eukaryota, Fungi, Ascomycota, Dothideomycetes, Mycosphaerellales, Extremaceae. The transcript has a single exon.